CCUGUAUGCCAUCGCUCCCGCGGAUCAACAUGGCUGCUGCUUCCCUUCGUGUCCUCGUCCUCCUCCUCGCCGUCUCGAUGUCCUCCCUCCGGCGCACCGCCGCCACGGUCACCGUGGAGGAGGCGUGCAAGCAGUACACGAAGCACCCGGAGUUCUGCGUGACGGCCCUGUCGUCGGCGGACCCGGCGAUGAAGGAGGCGGCCGUACAGGGCGGCCUGCCGGGGCUGGCGGAGCUGUCGCUGUCGCUGGCGGCGCAGCGCGGCGCGGAGACGGUGACGUUCGUGAAGGGCCUGGCCAACAUGCCCGGCGGGAUGCCGCCGGAGUGCCUGCAGGACUGCCUGAGCAAGUUCCAGUCGGCGGUGGCCGACCUGCAGCGGUCCAAGACGGCGAUGCAAGAGUCCAAGGACGCGUCCGCUACCGGCGUGUCGUCGUGGCUGGCGGCGGCGAAGACGGACGGCGACUCGUGCAUGAGUAACUGCCACAGAAUAGAGGGCGGCGGCGAGCUGGUCAUCGUCGACAAGAUCUCGGACCUCAGCAAGAUGUGCUCCAUCGCCCUCUCCCUCGCCGAUGCUUCCGUUCAUAAUCGCAACGCAACUGGCAACGCAUGAGAAGACGGAUGCUUGCAUGGUCCAUUAUUGGCACGUGUCUUUUAACCUGCCACACCUUGUUGCAUUUUUCCUGUUCUAUUGUACAACGUAGUAAUGACCAAUUUAUAUGUGUUUUCAAUGAAUUGUACCUCUUCAAGCGAUUUUAAAAAAUACAUAUCAUGA
Messenger RNA from Panicum virgatum (switchgrass), 770 nucleotides. RefSeq lists its product as uncharacterized. Gene Ontology annotation, molecular function: enzyme inhibitor activity. Lineage: Eukaryota; Viridiplantae; Streptophyta; Magnoliopsida; Poales; Poaceae. The coding region runs from base 6 to 608 and encodes 200 amino acids. The record is from RefSeq and is a predicted model, not a curated record. Gene Ontology annotation, biological process: negative regulation of catalytic activity. The transcript has a single exon.